Knipowitschia caucasica is the source of this 1338-nucleotide messenger RNA. The record is from the annotation of a GenBank genome assembly. Lineage: Eukaryota; Metazoa; Chordata; Actinopteri; Gobiiformes; Gobiidae.
AUGAAGGUUAAAGUCUUGUCGCGGAAUCCGGACGAUUAUGUCCGUGAGACCAAAUAUGAUAUUCAACGUGUUCCUAGAAACUACGAUCCCAGCCUCCAUCCAUUUGAAGUCAGCCGAGAAUACACCAGGGCUCUCAAUGCCACCAAGUUGGAGAGAGUCUUUGCUAAACCUUUUCUGGCCUCUUUGGAUGGACACCGAGACGGCGUAAACUGCAUGGCCAAACACAGCACCAGUCUGUCUAGUUUACUGUCUGGGUCCUGUGAUGGGGAGUUGAAAAUCUGGAAUUUGACCAAACGAGAAUGUGUUCGAACUCUGCAAGCUCAUGAAGGAUUUGUCAGAGGAAUUGUUGUUAGGUUUUGUGGGACAUCCUUUUUCACGGUAGGGGAUGAUAAAACUAUCAAACAGUGGAAAAUGCAGUGUCCAGGAUAUGGUGAAGAAGAGGAACCACUCAAUACUAUACUAGGAAAGACUGUCUUCACAGGACUGGACCAUCACAGAACGGAAGGUGUGUUUGCUACAUGUGGCCAGCAGGUGGACAUCUGGGAUGAGCAGAGGAGCAGUCCAAUCCGCUCUUUUACAUGGGGUGUGGACAGCUUCAGCUCAGUUCGUUUCAACCCUGUGGAGACUGAUCUGCUUGCAAGCUGUGCUUCUGAUAGGAGUAUAGUGCUUUAUGACAUGAGGGAAGCAACUCCACUUAAAAAGGUUGUAAUGACCAUGAGGAGUAACACACUCAGCUGGAACCCAAUGGAAGCAUAUCACUUUACGUGUGCAAAUGAAGACUAUAAUCUUUACACUUACGACAUGAGAAAUUUGGAGCAGCCGCUCUUAGUACAUAUGGAUCAUGUUUCUGCUGUUCUGGACAUUGACUUUUCUCCGACUGGAAAGGAGUUUGUAUCUGCCAGUUUUGACAAAACCAUCCGGAUCUUCCCCAAAGAUGGCGGCCACAGCAGAGAAGUCUAUCAUACCAAGCGUAUGCAACAUGUUAUCUGCGUCAAAUGGUCUGCAGACAACAAAUACAUUUUAAGCGGCUCAGAUGAGAUGAAUAUUCGUCUAUGGAAAGCCAAUGCUUCAGAGAAACUUGGAGUUGUGGGCCACAGAGAAAAAGCAGCCACAAACUACAACCAGAAGUUGAAGGAGAAAUUUCAGCAUCAUCCUCAGAUCAAGCGCAUCGCCCGUCACCGACACCUCCCAAAAACCGUGUACCACCAGUCCAAGGAGAUCCGCGUUAUGAGGGAGGCCCGGCGCAGAAAGGAGAAAAAUGUCCGCAAGCACAGCAAACCAGGAUCUGUCCCUGUGGCCACAGAGAGAGAGAAGCAUGUGGUGACAGUUGUGAAAUAA